AGUCGGGUGGCGACCGAUCUCGUGGGCCCAGCUAGUCCGUAUUGUUGGCCGCACCUAAUGGUUCUUGUCCGGGCCGUGUAGUGGAAAGGCGUAAUCACCUGUGACUAACGCAAUUAGCAUAAUCAUUUCCACGCGGCGUGACACCUUUGCAGUGACUUUGUGCGCGAGACGAAUGCGAAAGUGAGCGGAAGGACCACUGGAGGAGCUGCGAGACCGGCUGUGUGCGCCCGGCGGUGCCCGGAGUUCGGCACCAUUCUGAGCGCGCAGCACCCCGGGUCUGGGUCGCAAUGGGCCCAGACCUGCGUCACCUCCAUCGACGACAUGCCUCACAAGGGUCAGUGGCCGGACGGGGCCGCCGACGCCGGUCACAGCGGUGUGAACCAGCUGGGCGGCGCGUUCGUCAGCGGUCGGCCGCUGCCGGACACCACGCGCCAGAAGAUCGUCGAGCUGGCCCACUCGGGGGUACGGCCGUGCGACAUCAGCCGCAUCCUGCAGGUCUCCAACGGCUGCGUCUCCAAAAUACUCGGCAGGUAUUACGAGACGGGCUCUAUCCGUCCGCGGGCCAUUGGCGGCUCCAAACCUCGCGUGGCCACAAGUGAGGUGGUGGAGCGCGUCACCGCCUACAAACGCGAGUGUCCCAGCAUCUUCGCAUGGGAGAUCCGCGACCGGUUACUGCAGGAGGGCGUCUGCUCGGCCGAGAACAUACCCAGCGUGUCUUCCAUCAACCGCGUGCUGCGUAAUAUCGUGGCCAGCAAGGAGCAGACCAUGACGCCCGCCUCGGCGCCCUGCAGUCAGCCGGACCCCGUCUACGACAAACUGCGCGCGCUGAACAGUCCUGCUGGCUGGCCGCGGCCUGACUCGUGGUACCGACCUGCCGCUGACGCCGGCGGCGGGGGCGGGGGCGGCGGCCAGUACCCGCUGGCGGCGCCGGCCGAGUCGCCGCCGGUCGGUCAGCAGCCGCCGGUGGUCACCUCUCACCUGAGGGACGACCUGAAGAGCGAGAUCGGUCUGGAGUCUCACGACGGUUCGGCCACCUCGUCCCCGACGCCGGGCGCGAACGACGGAGAUGACGAACAGGCGCGGGUGCGACUCAAACGAAAACUGCAGCGGAACCGCACCUCCUUCACCAACGACCAGGUCGAGAGCCUCGAGAAAGAGUUCGAGAGGACGCACUAUCCAGACGUCUUCGCUCGUGAGCGACUCGCCGCCAAAAUCGGACUCCCCGAGGCCAGAAUACAGGUGUGGUUCUCAAACCGGCGGGCCAAGUGGCGGCGGGAGGAGAAGCUGCGCUCGUCGCGGCGGGUUCCGGAGCCGGCACCCAGCGCGUCCCCUGUGGGCCAGCCGAGCGGCGCCGGGGGCGCAGGGGCCUUCUCUGGCUCCCUGUACCCGCCGCCGCUGCCGACCGGCUCCAUGGCAGACUCCUACUGCCCAUCUACCGUGAACCCGAUGAGUUACGUGUCCCAGCAGCGGCCGGUAGGCGGCAGCACCUGUCUGCAGAGCCAGCGGGACUACGGCGGAUACAUGGCCCGCUCGGCCUACGACCCGCUGGCCUUCUCCUACGGCCGCUCCAGCCCGUGUCAGGGCGCCGGGGGACAGUACCAGCUGAACGGACAGUACGGAGUGCCCGGGGUGCCCGGAGUGCCGGGAGUGCCCGGCGUCACAGGAGUGCCCGGGGUGCCCACCACCACACCAGCCGUCAGCUCGCACGGAGGAAGUGGUCUGUUCUCGCCGGGUGUGUCCGUUCCUCUGGCGGUGCCCGGUCAGAUGCCCGACGUCAGCUCCCCCUACUGGACCCGGCUGCAGUGACCUCGCCGUGACCUCGGGUGACCUCACCGUGACCUCAGCCGACCUCACCGUGACCUUGGCUGACCUCACAGUGACCUCGGCCGACCUCACCGCGACCUUGGCCGUGGGGACCUCAGCUGACCUCAUCGUGACUUCGACCGAUCUCGGCUGCAACAUCGGAUGGCCUCACUGUGACCUAGGCUAACCUCACGGUGACCUCGGCUAACCUCACGGUGACCUCGGCUAACCUCACGGUGACCUAGGCUAACCUCAAGGUGACCUCGGCUGACACCAAGGUGACCUCAGCUGACCUCACCGUGACUUCGACCGAUCUCGGCUGCAACAUCGGAUGGCAAGCGACGGGAGCGCUAAGUACAGCAGUGACCUCUGGCGGCGAGCGGGGCCGGCUGUAGUUCGGCACCACUACCGACUGAAACAGAGGUCCCGCCGAUCAGCAGCUCGACUUCAGGGCUCCACGUCGAUAGCCCAGGUCUGCCUAAGAUCUAUCCGAGCAGAUAUAGCGAAAUAACUUCUGCAUUGGUGCAGAAGUCAAAUCUACAUCGCUGAUCUACGAACGACUAGUGAAGACAACAAAUACUCGAUAAGACCGAAUGACAGUGUGAGAGGGUGCGAGUUUGAGAGUGUCUGUGAGUCCCGUAUGUAUGAGUGGUGUGUUAUCUGUGUUCUACGCGUGUGCUAUGAAGGUGAUAGCAAUAUGUGAGCGCGAGAGUCGAAGUCACGAUGCCGCCCGCCCGUCAAACUUUCGAGUGGUGAGCGGGCUUCGGUACACUGCAACAUGUAGUUGAACAAGUCGUGACUGCUGCGCUAGUAAGAUAACGAGCAUAACACUCAGCGAGCAUAAAAAUAUCGGCGCGAGUGUUGGUCAAAACUGCAGAUCACUGUAUAACCUGUGUAAUGUGAUGCGUCUAGUGUGAGAUGAUGUAAUGUUACCUUCACAAUUAUGCUUUUGUUGUGUUGCUGUUGUCUUGCACACUUUUGUUCCGGUAACACCUAGCUGGUUCUUUUCCUGACCUACAUUUGUGUUACACUUUGAACUUAUAUCAACGUCUAAAAAUUAUGAGCAGUUAACAUGCGUGCAUAAUCAGACAUUCCCAUACCCUUGGUGGUCGUUUUAGUUCCAUUUGGCGUGCACAUCAGUGUGGAGUAUCUGCUGUAAAUAGGUGUAUACUGUAUAGGCGCGAGUGUAUCGUCCAAAGUGUAGCACGUCCGUCGGUGGAGGUUCUAUGGACGCUGUGGAUAUCGAGGAAGCUGCACUGAUGAGUCCACUGCACGUACCGGUCAGUUAAUACACAUAUGUGAAGAAUA
Messenger RNA from Amphibalanus amphitrite, 3111 nucleotides. Its product is annotated as paired box protein Pax-6-like. The record is from RefSeq and is a predicted model, not a curated record. Gene Ontology annotation, molecular function: DNA-binding transcription factor activity, RNA polymerase II-specific; RNA polymerase II cis-regulatory region sequence-specific DNA binding. Lineage: Eukaryota; Metazoa; Arthropoda; Thecostraca; Balanomorpha; Balanidae. The transcript has 10 exons. The coding region runs from base 322 to 1806 and encodes 494 amino acids. Gene Ontology annotation, biological process: anatomical structure development; regulation of transcription by RNA polymerase II.